Molecule: messenger RNA, 699 nt
Organism: Cylicocyclus nassatus
Lineage: Eukaryota; Metazoa; Nematoda; Chromadorea; Rhabditida; Strongylidae
Source: the annotation of a GenBank genome assembly
UGCUUCUUUGAUUAUGUGUUCUUGUUUGUUGUUUAUGCUGCUACUUUUCGGCUUUCGAUUACGGUCACGAUCUUUCCAAAGAGCAUGAACUGGUAAAAUGGCAAAGGCAAGAGUGUGGUCAGAACUGAUGUAUCGUUUAUGUCAGUCCGCUGCGAAGAUAUGCGCACAUUCAGACAAAUACUCGCAAGAAACUUCAUCAGCAUUUGCAACGACAGUGUUGUCAAAUAUGGUGAUGAUCAAGGCAGUGCGUCAUAUUGAUAUUGAUGAUAAAAUUUGGGAUGAGGUGAGCAGUGUCUUUCUUCAUGGAAUAUGGAUUCAAAUGGCACAGCAAUGGUCUCGAAUUUCCUAUAGCGUCACGCGUGCGCUGAUACUUCACCUUGCUCAUGUUGAUUUUUUCGCAAGAAGAGUUGGAUAAAGCAAAUCGAGACUUUGCCCCGACCAAGAAGGUUGAAGUGACAUCUGAAAACGAAGCGAGCGAGGAGAAUUCUCUUGAUACCGAGCAUAGUGAUGAUAAUAAUGCGUUCUUGGAAAGUGACGACAUCACUAGCGCUGUACCGGUGACCAAAGACAAGACUUGGAAAGCAAUCUGCACGGAAGCGAACCCAGAGAUUUCGCAGUCUUCGGCCGCAGGCUGCAACUUGAAGAUCUAAAUUCACCUAUUUUCUGUGUACACGUUCUAAGAAGUUUUCAAUAAACAUC